This is a messenger RNA of Dichotomopilus funicola, 2067 nucleotides long. RefSeq lists its product as uncharacterized. The annotation marks the transcript as partial. Lineage: Eukaryota; Fungi; Ascomycota; Sordariomycetes; Sordariales; Chaetomiaceae. Gene Ontology annotation, molecular function: protein binding. The transcript has a single exon. Gene Ontology annotation, biological process: mitochondrial gene expression. Gene Ontology annotation, cellular component: mitochondrion. The record is from RefSeq and is a predicted model, not a curated record.
AUGUGGGACAAAGGGGUGCGGGCUCUGUUUCGCAAGCUGGACGGCCACCAUGACGAUCCUCUACCCCCAGCGGAGCAUGCUACGGCUCAUUAUGAAGCUCUUCGCCUGUUCGAGGACCCUAAGGAGAUGUAUCUGGCUUGGAAACAACUUAAACAGAGGACAAACCGGUGGAGAGGUUGGAUGGAGAUAAUGCUGCUAGUCAUGAACAAAUACCCCGAGAAGACCGGGCUCAUGCUCGAAGGACUACACGAGCCUAUCGGCCCGCCAGUCUGGGGGGUUGCCGAUGUUUUUACCUUCCUCGUUCGCUGGUCAACCGAUCAGCAACAGCAAGAGAGCCAGCUUCCACGGCUGCUGCUCUUCCUACUACAAAACUCCGCGAGGAAGCGCUACCAGUUCCCACAGUGGACGAUCGGCACGACCGUGUCGCUAUGCGAGUCCGACGCCGCGGCCAGGAUCUACGCGGCCCUCCUUAAGUACGGCCAUCCUCUGCACCUCAACACGAAGCUCAAGAUCGCCGGCCGCCUGGCAGGCGUUACCAAGUACAAGCUGCCCGUGCUCCGGAUUCUUGAGGACGUGGUCGCGAACGACCCAGGCAUCGAGAUGGGCGACCGCCGCGCGGCCGCCCUGUCCACCGCGCUCCUCACGCUACCCGCUGAGUGGAAGGAAAGGCGCGGGUCGCCGACCGACGUCAACGUCGUCACCGAGGCCUUCGACCGCAUCGUGCGCCUCGACUUCCGCCAGAACCUGGUGACCUACACGGCCAUGAUCAAGGCCCUGUGCGAGGCCAACCGGCUCGAGGUCGCGUGGCGGGUGUACGAUGUCUUGCGCGAUCAGGGAAUCCAGCCUGAUGCCGUGCUUAUCUCGACUCUGCUCAACGGAUCGACGUCCAUGGCCAGCCUGGAAUCGGUCACCCGGCUGGUGCGCGAGACCGAGCUAAAGGUUCUGCGGCAGCCAUCCAUUGGGAAAGGCGUGGUGUAUGCCGUCUUGCUCGCCGUCACGAACGAGGCAGUGUAUGCCAAGCCCGCCGGGACAAAGGUCGUUCAGCUCCCGGCCUUCUACCCGACGCUGCAGGUCUAUGCCAGACUAUUCGACCUGGCGCCCCUGCAGACGCUUAUCCCUAUCGAUCUGCAAAGAGUGCUCGACGGAACGGAGCCAACAAUACCUCCGCCCGCGCCCGUAUCUGAGGAAGAGGGAGAACAAGGCUGGGCCUGGCAACGAAAACUCCCGAAUCUGCUCGACGCAUUGCCCCCCACGUCCCCCAAGCAUCUAAUAGAACCAAGCAACGCGACGUUGGGCUUGAUGGUAUCGGGCUAUCUCAAGACCGUCACUGCUUCGGGCCCUGUCAUGGCGCUCUUUACCCACUUUCGAACCCUGGUCAAGAACCGAGACCCCGUUGCCAUUGAAGUCUUGAGUUCGGGGUCGCUUCUUUACGACGCUGUUCUCACUGUUCUAGCCCUGCACCCCGACAUGCUGCCUACAGUGGUGGACAUUAUAAAUACCAUGAUCGAGGAAGCCGCAGGCUCUGUCGAGACCUUAGUCGAGGACGACGUUGGCUCGGCUGACGUUAUGACCGAGGAGGUCGGUGGCUCUUCAGCCGACGCCCAGGAGGACGUCUCCAACGAGCAGGCCGUCCCCUAUGAACAGGACCUCCCCAACGACAGUGAGACGAACAACACCCCCCACGAAGCCGACGUCAGCUCGGCAGCCACGGUCGCACCAACACCCACCUUCCACCCUCCGCCCAGUGUCAAAACCUGGACAACCCUCCUCCGCGCCUUCGCCCGCUACCGCGGCCCAUCCGAAGCAGCCCGCGUCAUCUCCGCCAUGCGCCAACACGGCGUCGAGCCCAACGACAUCACCUGGACGACCCUACUUCUCGGCUACGCCCGCUCCCAGCGCACGUCCGAGGUCAUGGCCGUUCUCAACGAGUUCGACAAGGCCGGCUGGGCCCCUGGCGCCUACCUCGUGCGUGCUGUCUCGCGGCUGCAGAACCCGCAGCCUGUUUUGGAACGUCUUGAGGAGCGCAGCGCUAUGCGUGAGGAUGAGCGGUGGCGCGAGAUUCAUGAG